AUGGCAUCGCUCCGUACAAGGAGCCAGUACAUUCCAGCCAACAAGGCGCCUGUCGGGCUGCCGUCUGGCCCGGCGGGCGGCCAAUCUGCGCGCCGAUUGCCUGGCCCCAACUUGUUGCGCAAGGAUAACCGCAAGAGUAGAGUGGACGAGAAGAUGAAGCAGAGGCGAAUGAGCAUGCGUCCCAACUUUCUCGCCCAAGACCCAUACCAGCAGUAUCAGUACACCCUGGAUGUCGCUCCCCCGAUAGCAGAGAUGGAUUACGACGACGAGAUCCCACCACCGCCAAACGUUAUGAACAGGCAGAGUACCUACCAGACCUCGCCGAGGACGUACGAGGAGCGCGAGCUUGAGGCCGACAAUGAAGAGCGUCAUGAGGAUAUCCGACCAAGGAGGGUAACGAACGAAGACGAGUGGGACUUUAGCGAGCUCAGCAAAGACGGCGUCGACGUUCAGGCUUUCAUUAGGAAGAAUCUGAGCGGUGCCGAUGAUGAGGAGAAGGCGCGUUUCAUUGCUGCCCUGCAAAAGCAGAAGCAGAGUAACGCGAAGGAGUUUUCAAGAAGUGCGUGGUCCGCUAGCUCGAUUUUCGUAUCAGAGGCACUGACCUAUAGCUAUGCCGAGUUCGUGUCCAUCUCGAAAGAGAUUUCUACACUGGAAAACGACAUGUUCGAGCUGAAGGAGCUGCUCACGGAAUGGAAGGGUGUGCCGCAGUUGAUGGGAAUGGAAGACACGUUGGCGCCCACGCUGGACAAAGAUGGCAAUGGUAGGAGCUGGAAAAUGACAAGGCUGACUCUGCAGUCGAGCGUCACCGUCAGCGAAGACAUUCACCGGUACCUGCCGAUCGUUCCCGGUCGCCAUCUUGUGUACGAGGCGCAUACCUUCGUUGAACUCAACCCGGCAACCUACAAGGCGAAGCAGAACGUGUCGCUCUUCCUCCUCAACGACCUGCUACUCGUUGCUGGGAGACGGCGAUUCAAGGGUGCCCCGGGUAUGGACCGUGAGGCGCAAGAGCGAGGUCGUAUGGUCGCCGAGCGCUGCUGGGUCCUCACUGAUCUGGUCGUCGUCGAUCUCAAGGACAGCGGUGAUCUGACCAACGCCCUGAAGAUCAAGCGAGGCAAAGAAGUUUGCGUGUACCGCGGCAGCCGGCCUGAGGACAAGAAGGCUUUGCUCGCGGCUUUCAGGCAGGUGUCUCAGGAGCUUGCCGAGAAGCGACGAAAGGAGAACGAGGCGGAGCAGGAGCGCCGAAAGACGUUGUGGCAAUCCGAGGCUGGUCCCAACUCUCGAAUGACCCGCAUGUCACUCUUCGUCCACGAAGGUUCCACUGGCAACGACCGGCAGUUGUCCACCAUCGGUACCAGCCUCACGAACUCGAAGGACCUGCUCUGGAUCGAUGACUUUGGAGACGACCUGACGAUGGCGAUCGCAACGAAGGACUGGGAAGAGGCGGUGCGCCUCUUUGAGAGGGGGCAGGAUCUCCUCCGCACUGUUCAGGGCAAUAAGGAGGCCACGGAGAUGUUAAAGUUCCGUCUAGACUCGCUGCGACCGCCUCUGGUGGAGAAGAUCGCUGGAGAUCUCCGAUUGUCUGAGCUGCGGAAAGGUUCAGCAGCGAACCUCAUCAGUCUCCUGAUCCGUCUCGACCGAGCCGAGCUCGCCCGCGACACGUUCCUCGCCGCGCGACAUGAGCACUUGGAGGGACUGGUCCGCAGUAUCAAGCACGAAGGGGACAUUAUUCUCUACAUCAAUGAGCUUGCCAUUGUGUGCUUCACAGUGAUCAAACACACGUUCGACUGGUUCAACAACGCCUUCAACAACAGUAGGCUUGCCUCUGGGUUCGUGACGUGGGCCAAGGAUCAGAUCGAGUACUUUGGAGACAUCUUCCGUCGCCAAGUGUACGCGCCCACCACUAGCGAAGGCGUGAUCAGUGACUGUCUGCGAGUCACGCAGAAUGCGAACAGGAAACAGCUGCGGGAGAUUGGCCUGGAUUUCACCUUUCUGCUCAAUGCCGCCACGGAGCGACCCGGUGAGAGCUCCGCCGCUGCCAACGGUGUCCAGCGGACACCCGCGUCACGUGCCGACAUGGGGACGCCCCGACGACCGACGCUUAGCCCGCUCGCAACAGGUACCCCGUCACCAACACCGUCAGCGGAUCUGUCCAAGGGCAGCACGGCACCUCUUAGCAUCAAGAACAGACGUCCGAGUGCAAGCACCUUAACCCCGCAAGAGUCGUCGCGUGGAGAGCUACCGUCACGCACUCAGCGCAGCCCGCAGCGCAGUCCGCAGAAGCUUGCUCCAUCUGCUACGCCCAAGGAGCGCCGACCGUCACACGGGUCUAGCUCAGGUUACGGACACUCUCCCCACGACAGCUUGGCACCCACACCAUCCUCGGCUCUGAGCACCAGCCCGUCAUCGCAGUUUCCGGGAUCGAGCAGGACCCCAUCUUCUCCGUACGCGCAGCGCAGCGAGCUGCGCAGUGUCAGCAACAUGUCCAACGCGUCGGCCUCGGCAUCGACGCUCAGCUUGUCUAGCACGCUGUCUGGGCCGCCACCGACCCGUCCCGAACGCAGGAGCCGGCCACCAGCCGUGCGCUCUGGCAGCAGCGGCCAGCAGUUCCCUCACGACCACAUUUAG
Molecule: messenger RNA, 2625 nt
Organism: Trichosporon asahii var. asahii CBS 2479
Lineage: Eukaryota; Fungi; Basidiomycota; Tremellomycetes; Trichosporonales; Trichosporonaceae
Product: nuclear mRNA splicing protein
Exons: 4
Coding region: 1-2625 (874 amino acids)
Biological process (GO): exocytosis; Golgi to plasma membrane transport; intracellular protein localization
Cellular component (GO): exocyst
Source: RefSeq, a predicted model, not a curated record